AUGUCGUCUUCGGCGCAUAGUCAGUGGGCGACACGGAGGUCUUCCUCCGCGGCCACGCGUGGGACGAGACCAGCGGACUUGGAGCUGGCGGACGCCGCGCCCGGAGCGCAUGGACCCGGCACAACUAUCACCAACAACGCGUUUAUGGCACAGGACGUGCCCGAGGGUGGCAACACGCGCACCGAGGACACACACGGUCACGCUGCCACGGUAGUUCACCCGUACCUCUCUCACCCCCGGAUGUCCAUGCGGAUGUCCGUGUACAGCGUCGGGGUCCGUCCGGUCCUCACCCGCGCCCACGUUCAAGGACGCGUGUACAACUUUCUGGAGCGGCCGUCCGGAUGGCGGUGUUUCGUCUACCACUUCACAGUGUUCCUCAUUGUUCUAGCUUGUCUAAUCCUCAGCGUUCUCUCCACCAUUGACCAGUACCAGCCGCUGGCUCACAGCACACUCUUCUGGGUGGAAAUAGUUCUGGUGGUUUUCUUUGGUGUGGAGUAUUUUGUUCGCCUCUGGUCAGCAGGUUGCCGCAGCAAAUACGUCGGCCUAAAGGGGAGACUACGGUUUGCCAGGAAGCCAAUAUCUAUUAUAGACCUGAUUGUAGUUGUUGCCUCAAUCAUUGUGCUGUCAGUGGGCUCCAAAGGCCAGGUGUUUGCCACCUCUGCUGUUAGAGGAAUUCGCUUUCUUCAGAUCUUGCGGAUGCUCCACGUGGAUCGCCAGGGAGGAACGUGGCGCCUCUUGGGCUCUGUUGUCUUUAUCCAUCGGCAGGAGCUGAUCACGACAUUAUACAUUGGCUUUCUGGGGCUGAUCUUCUCCUCCUACUUUGUCUACCUGGCAGAGAAAGAUGCUGUAGACAGCAGUGGCUCUACUGAGUUUGGCAGCUAUGCCGAUGCACUGUGGUGGGGAGUGGUGACAGUCACCACCAUUGGCUAUGGAGACAAAGUGCCACAAACCUGGAUUGGCAAGACCAUUGCAUCCUGUUUCUCAGUCUUUGCCAUUUCCUUCUUUGCUCUGCCAGCGGGAAUACUGGGCUCUGGCUUUGCCCUGAAGGUGCAGCAGAAGCAGAGGCAGAAACAUUUCAACAGACAGAUCCCUGCAGCCGCCUGCCUUAUUCAGACCUCGUGGAGAUGCAUUGCAGUGGAGAACCCAGAAUCUGUAACCUACAAGAUGUUUUUAAAGAAGAGAUCUUUCCACCCUUCGUCCUCUGUGUCCAGUCCAAAACCCAAGAAAACGGUAAAAAUGAAGAGGAAGUUGAAGAGCAAUGACAGCAGCCCUAGUUCUCCCACAAUUCCCAGCAUCACCUACGACUCUGUAUUUGACAGCGGGAAGGAGCUGAGUUCAGAUGUGUACAGCACUGUGGGCAGAGAUCCCCUGCAGCAGUCUUGGACAUCUCUGUCUUCGCUACAGUUCAGCUCACCACCCCCAGUGAAAAGAAACCUGUUGGAGGUCCAUUCCCUUGGCCCCCUUCAGCGGAACAGCAGCUUUGCAGAUGACUUGGACCUGGAAGCAGAGAAGGACAGCGAGCUGGCUCCAGUCACCUCAAUGUCACAGUUGAAGGACUCUCACAGACGAGCUAUCCGAGUGAUCCAGAGAAUGCGCUUCUUUGUGGCCAAGAAAAGAUUUCAGCAAGCUCGUAAGCCGUACGAUGUGCGGGAUGUGAUUGAGCAAUACUCCCAGGGCCACGUCAAUCUCAUGAUGCGAAUUAAGGAGCUGCAGAGAAGACUGGACCAGUCCCUGGGGAAGAUCACUUUGUUCCAGACUAGUACAGACCGGGCCAAAGACAAAGGCACCAGCUCUAUCGGGUUUAGACUUAACAGGAUGGAGGAAAAGAUAACCCAUAUGGACAGGACUCUGAACCGCAUCGCAGAGUCUCUUACCCAUCUACUGAACCAGAGGGGCGUAGGGGUGGAAGAAGGGGGAGUUAGGGCCAUCCGUCUGUCUGUCCGUCUCUCUUUCUAUGCAGAGAAUGAAUUAUAUUACCUUAUGGAUUACAGAGGCAAAUACUAG
Lampris incognitus (smalleye Pacific opah) is the source of this 2004-nucleotide messenger RNA. It is a transcript of the gene kcnq1.1, whose product is annotated as potassium voltage-gated channel, KQT-like subfamily, member 1.1. Lineage: Eukaryota; Metazoa; Chordata; Actinopteri; Lampriformes; Lampridae. Gene Ontology annotation, molecular function: voltage-gated potassium channel activity. Bases 1 to 2004 code for a protein of 667 amino acids. The record is from RefSeq and is a predicted model, not a curated record. The transcript is spliced from 18 exons. Gene Ontology annotation, biological process: potassium ion transport; transmembrane transport. Gene Ontology annotation, cellular component: membrane; voltage-gated potassium channel complex.